This is a messenger RNA of Pseudopodoces humilis (Tibetan ground-tit), 1111 nucleotides long. RefSeq names its product cryptic protein-like. Gene Ontology annotation, molecular function: nodal binding; activin receptor binding. Gene Ontology annotation, cellular component: cell surface; extracellular region. Gene Ontology annotation, biological process: blood vessel development; anterior/posterior pattern specification; determination of left/right symmetry. NCBI's taxonomy places the organism in Eukaryota, Metazoa, Chordata, Aves, Passeriformes, Paridae. The record is from RefSeq and is a predicted model, not a curated record.
UCCUGGCCCCCGGCGAGGGCUCAGCCAGCGGUAAGGUCGGCGACUAAGCCUUACUGUAAGCCGGACAGCUAGAGGAAAUUUCCUUUUUCCCCGCUUUCUCUUUCCGCCGGUGUCUUAUGGUGCGAGGACUGCCGCAUGCAACAGCCCGAAGUAAAGGGCUCUGCACAUCUUCCUUCUGCUCAAGCUCUCCCGGAGGACCUCACGGCUGCUUCAGGCUGCAGGAAAAUGUACUGGGGAAAUCAGGUUAGAAUUCUUUUCACUGUGACUCUGGUCUGGCAGGCUGUUCAUUUAGAAAAAGGCCCUGAAAAAGAAGAACGUAAAGAAGAUGUGAAAAGUCUCAAUGCCACAGCACAAAAGCAGCAGCUCAAGAACGAAGGGACCUUUAGAAAUGCCCUCAGUGACAUGAAUCAGAGUUACGAAAGUAGAAAGCAACAGAGUUCCAGGUCAUUCGUACCUUUCACUGGAAUUACAGAGAGUAAAAAACUGAAUAGACACUGCUGCCAGAAUGGAGGGACUUGUAUCCUGGGGACCUUCUGUGCCUGCCUAAAGCACUUCACUGGAAGAUACUGUGAACAUGAUGAGAGGCUAAGCAACUGCGGCAGCAUUGCCCACGGCGUCUGGGUGCUGAAGGGCUGUUGGCUUUGUCGGUGUGGCUUUGGUACACUGCACUGUCUCUCAGAAAUAGUGCAGGGUAACUGUGAACUGAAAUCGGAAACAGAGGAAAUUAUCAGACUGUAUUCUAAUGGCUUAAGAUUACAGCAAACAGUGUUUUCAGUCAUUUGCCUGCUCACCAUCCUCCUGGAGUUCUGCUAGCUGGCAGCUGUGAAACUGGACAAGGGGAAAUACUCAGGGUUGGUAUAACCCUCACCGUGAAUCAUACAUUUCUUCUAUGAAAUACGGAAGACUCUUCUACCUGCAUCUUGGAGGCAGAUUAAGAUGUGUUAGUUUAAGAUGAGAAAACCGGCUUAUUAUAAAUUCAGAUUAUAUGAAUGUGAAGUAUUUAUUAUUAUAUUAUUAUAUUAAUACUGCUAUCAAUGUCUGAUUCUAAUGAUUCUUUUAUUUCCAAAAUACCGCUCUUCCAGUGGAAGCAAACCCCCCCAAUAUUUUAUGC